CAUCUUUUCCACUCAUUCACAUUCAUAACGUCCCACAAAAAUUCCCCUUGUCUUCUUCCCUUUCAGCAAGCCAUGCCCCUCGACGAGGCCUCCACCCUCAACCCACUCUCCGGCCCCAAACUGCUUCUUCCUGGAUCCUCACCAAUGCCUGACGGGCCGAGCCGCUUCGACCGCUGUUCAUUACCGCGCAAAGUGCUUCACCGUAGAAUCCCUCUGCAUGACAUCACUCAUCUUGUGAACGAAUUUGAGAGGUGGAAAGAAGAACACAGUGGAACUUUGAUUCCUCCUAUGGAUGUAUUGCGUGUUUGGUCUCGUAAACACGGUGAAUCUUUGUCUUACAUUGUCGAUCUGGUUACAAGGUUGUCAAGAACUUCACUAUCUGUAGAAGAAGUAAGAGAACCAGAACCCCUUUUCAACAACUCUGUUGAAAAAGUGAAGAAGGAUCAUGUGGAAAGGCCAAGAGGGAAGAAGUCAGAGAGGGACCGAAAGAUUCGUACAUUGAUGUCCAUGAGAUAACUUUUGAUUUUUGAAUCAUAGUUAGUGAAUUCACAAUUGUAUAUUUCACUUGUGUCCAACCUCUGGAUCACAUUACAUC
Molecule: messenger RNA, 595 nt
Organism: Lotus japonicus
Lineage: Eukaryota; Viridiplantae; Streptophyta; Magnoliopsida; Fabales; Fabaceae
Exons: 2
Coding region: 73-516 (147 amino acids)
Source: RefSeq, a predicted model, not a curated record